AAUCAUCAUCAUUGCAUUAGUCUUUGUAAAUGAAUUUUAUGUCUUUCCUCCCUGUGCAGUGGGUGGAGACUGGCUUCUCGACUCAAUGGUGCUUUGAGAACUUCAUCCAGCAUCGAUCGAUGAGAAGGGCACGUGAUGUUCGUGAUCAACUCCAGGGGCUCAUGGAGAGAGUCGAGAUGGAGAUUGUCAGUUGUGGAAUGGACAGUGUUGUCAUCAGAAAGGCUAUCACUGCUGGUUUCUUCUAUCAUACUGCACGCUUCAGUAAGGGAGGUAAUUACAAGACAGUCAAGCACCAACAGACAGUCAUGGUUCAUCCUAAUAGUAGUUUGUUUGAAGAGCAACCAAGAUGGCUGAUUUAUCACGAGCUCGUCUUCACAACCAAGGAGUUCAUGAGACAGGUAAUCGAGAUAGAGAAUGGUUGGCUUCUUGAGGCAGCUCCUCACUACUACAAGGCCAAGGAGUUAGAGGAUGGAUCAAGCAAGAAGAUGCCGAAGGGUGUCGGCAAAUCGGCCGGAAGCUGAUCAGUGUGACAAGAGAUCAUGCGAUACGAUAAGCACGCUGCUGUAGUCUGCCCAGCUUUGUUAUGUCCAGGGGCAUUAAAAAUAAAUGCUUUAAUGCUCCUCAGGGAGUGGAGUAUGUUCAUACUUUGUGUACAAACUGCAAUCAACGGUGAUCAGCAAUGAGCAGUGAUGCAGCAACCAUUUAAGUGGGGCAACUUCAUUGAUCCUCAUGGAGUGGCCAGCUGGAUUUUUCCUCAGGGAGUGGAGAAAGGCGUUCAUCAAAAACAAGACUCCAAGCCAGACGAUGUCGAAAUACAUAAUUUGCCCAGAAAGGUGAUUUUGAUAACGGUAUCAGGUCGAGUGAUGCAUAGGGAGUGAAGAAUGUGCGUAAGUGGUGCACAAGACUACAAACUUAAACUUACAUCCAAAGUUAUUCAGCAGUAUGAGCAAUAGGAUUAUGCCUCAUCUGACUACCCCCUGGAGUGGAGAGCAUGCUUACAGAACUGAUCAUGCAGUUGUAAACAGCUCUAAGGCACUGUUGAGGUGAACAGUGAUGAUGAUCUUUUUUUUAACAAGUACACACCUAGUUACUAAUAAUGCAUAAAGCAUUUCCAUUUAUUUGAGUACAUGCCUUGCUUACAGGCAUAAGUACUGUGGCCAGACCACUCGACCACGGCAGCCGGCAGGUGUCAAACUUUUUGUUUAUUCAGAGUUUGUUGUCAUUAAGAAAGGUUUUCAAUAAACCAAUUAAUCAGUGACCUUUUCAGUCAACUGUACUGAAAUUCUUGUAUUUGAUAGGUUUACACUCAAUUUAAAUUAAGAUUUUUCUAAAAAUAUGUUUUAUGAAAUGCUACCCUUUGGGCAAUUCCAUAAAAUAUGUACAUCCGACCCCCUAUACGUGGAACCUUCAUUAGAUUAUCUGUCUCUUAUUUCUUGUUCUUUACAACAGUCUGUAGGGGAAGGCGGGAUUAGUUGAGCAUAGGGGUAAGUUGAGCCACCACCCCAGGCUGAUAAUACAUGAGUCAGACAUUGUGGUGGUGCCAUAUACAUUGAUGACCCAUUGCAUAAACCCUAACUCCACCACAUUGUUUUCAACGUUUAAACAAAAAGUAAUUUUUCAGAGGGAAAAAUACAAAUUUCAGUUUUAAAAAGUAAAAAAAGGUAUGAAAUAGAUAAGCGCUUUUUACCCACAUGCAUUUUUAAAUAUAAUACAGACAUGAGAAAAAUAUUGUUAGUUCCAGGUAUGGAUCCUCAUUCUUGUCAUAGUCUUUUACAUGAUGGAUGUAUAAGAAAUGUGUGGAAGUGAAAAUAUCACAUUAAGUUCGGACUGGGGAAAGUUGAGCCAGCCAUCAUGGUAAUGUAUAUAUAUAUAUAUUUUAAAAAGGUUGAAAGCCAUUGGCAGAAAGGACCAAAUUCACAAGACAGUUUUUUACUUUUAGAGGAUGUUAGUAUUUAUAGAGAAUUAGCAAAAGAAAAGUUUUUUAAUUGAAAAUUGUCAUGCUGGUUCUUGUCUCAUAUCUUUUGUACAUAGUUUUUGUGGCUCAACUUACCCCAUGGAUGGGGCAAGUUGAGCCAAUUGACAUUUUUUUCAAAGGUGACAGUGACUUUCAGUGUGGGGGUAGAAUGUUAUAUAUAGGUAAAAAAUGUUUCCCAAGAAUUAAAUUCUAAGGCAAGGAACUUACUUCUACAAGAUUAUGAAUCAUGUAAGUUCUAACAUGAAAAAAAAGCAAGAAAUGGCUCAACUUACCCCACUUUCCCCUAAAGUUAUCAAAUGACUAUGACAUGGUCAGUUUAUGAAGUGAAUUAGGAGAAAAAUGGGCGUUGGACGUACAAAAAGGUUUGAUUAUUGUAUGGAAUUACCCCUUUGUAUGAUGAGAUGAGACUAAUUUAAACAAAGAAUGGGUAGACUUAUUCCAGAAACAAGACACUUCUGGUUCCCAUCUUACAAAGAGUUGCAAUUGAUCCAAUCAAUCGCAACUAUGGAAAGCCAGCAAAGUCAACAUAUGAAAUGCAUGUUUGUUCAAAAAAUUUCUAGUUAUGAAUGCACAUCCAUAAAUUCAUUGAUUUCUUGACAAUUUGGGGUGUUCUCCUUUGUUUACAAAGGACAUUUUGCAAAUUUCCUGUAGAAAAAAUUAUGACACUGAUGGAUUUCCAUAGAGUUAUGAUUGAUUGGAUCAAUCGUAACUCUUUGUAAGACAGGGCCCUGUUGUCCAUUCUCCAUUUUUCUGUUGACCAACUGGUUUAUCCUGUGAUUUAAAGAUGGGUCUAGUUUCAGAAAGACUUGUUAUAAUAAUAACAAAUGCACAAUUUCUAUCACAAAUAUAUUGUCAGCCAAUCAAAUUGAUUUAUUUCAGUAGCUUCAAACUAUUGUAGCAAAUUUCUUAUUUUAACAAGUUUUAUGAAACAGCCCCGUUCUUUUUGUAUGGGUAGCUUUAAAUAUAAUGUGACUAUUAUGUCUGACCUUUAAUGUUCUUUGUUUUCUGGACUUCUGGGUAGCGUUUCAUCAAUAUUUUUGUCCGACAAGUUGUCAGAUCUGACAACUUCCCUUUCUUUUCAUUGGCUCAGAAACACUGUUACUAUGGUAACUGUCGGAUAAAAGUCUGACAAGUCCUUUCAUGAAACGCUCCCCUGAUAUUAUGCCACAAUUAUAUAGCAAAUUAUAUUCCAUCAAUUUCAUAUGGUUGGACAGUAAACAGUUGGAAUACAUGUAUUUCAGUUAUGUAAUGUAGGGCCUUGCAUCUUAUUUAUCUUGAUUAAUUAAUUCCAAAUUCUAUGGCUAAUUCUCAAUUUCUCAUUUAUAGCAACUCACUUGCAAAGUUGUUAUUAAUUGCAAGGUGAGUUUUCAAUCUUUAGACCUUUAUUAUACUUGCGAUUGUGAGUUUCUUAUAACAACCCCCUAUUGGCUGAGUUUUUUGUAGGAUUAGGAAUUUUAUGUUGAGCAUAAUGAGUACAGUGUUUGUACAGCUUGGAAAAAAAGGAUUUCCAAAACUGAAUCCCAAAUUUCCACAAAUUCAGUGGCAUUUCCUAGAAUUAAAAUAUGUAGUUUUAUACAAACUUUGGACUAUGAUACAGCAUGCCCAAUGUAGACAUUGUGACUGAAGUUAAGGAAUUUAUAAUUUUUUCUUGUCCCUUGAAUAGGGGAAAAAAUCAAUAAAAAGAGAACAAAUUACAACAUACAGCAAAUCUGUAAAUAUCAAGAAUAUGGAAACUUGGUCCAUUGAAAUAUUGUAUAUAUUUGGAUUUCCCACAAUUGGUUUAUAUUUUCAUAAUCCUGGAGAGAAACUGAACAAAAAUCUAGAUUUCCUGGAAUGCUGGAAAUUUCCUUCAAAGUGGAAACAUUUGAUGAAGAACUUGCUAGUGUUUAUAAGCUUUUUUUGGCCACAUCACACCUUAAGAUUGGUGUGCGAGCCGAUUUUGGAAUAAAACAUUGUAGAAUUUGAUGCAAAUAUUGAGACAUGGACCAUCUUACUGUUGAAAAUUCUAAAUCAUCGUACAAAUACGUAUGUUCAAAUCUGUGAUUAUACAACCAUCCUUAUUAGAAUAAUAGCGAAUUGAACAUCUAGUCAGAAUGACAUCAUUAUUAUAUGAAUGGCAAUGAUUUGAAACUACAUGUAUUUUGGCCUUUACUCUAGAAUAAAGGCUUGCUAUCAUCUAACAUUGUAGUAUUCAAGUUACAUUUAAUUUGAACUUCAAAUAGAUACUUUACAUUCACAUUUUCAGAAAUAAGCAAAAUAUUAUUUAUUCCUAAAUGGGAUCGUGGACCAGUCGUAAGCUGUGCAGAGGACAUUUAGGUCACUACACUCAUUACCAGUGUGUGAAUAGUGUUUGCUUCAGGCCUUUCAAAAUAGAGACCGCCAGGGGUGUCUUAUUGGCCCUCUUUUAUUUCCCUGUUGAAACAUAUUCAGGAAAGGCACAGUUUAGUGGUAGAUAAAUCAUUAUCUUAACCAAACCAUUGUGACUUGAGAUUUUUAGAUCCAGUACAGGUACAGUACACUCAUCAUAGCCCGAAAUCACAAAGGUGGUUUUGAAAACCAUCGGUUGAACCCAUGGUUUAUGCAGAUUUCCUGUUUAAAUUACGCCUAUUUAUCGCAUAUAAAAAAAUGUCCAAUGCUGAUGCGCGCUUUUGUCAGAGCGCCAAAUUGACGCCUGUUGCCAUGGUUAAGUACGCUAUUUUAUUCAUUAGUCCAAUGUUUGGAGAGUGGACUCAUAAAUAAAAUAGGGGAUAACCACGGCAACAGGCAUCAAUUUGGCGCACUGUGACAAAAGCACGGAUUAGCAUUGGACAUUUUUUUAUAUAAAUGGUAAAUAGCGUAAUUUAUACUGGAAAUCUGCAUAAAGCAUGGGUUCAACCGAUGGUUUUAAAAACCACCUUUGUGAAUUUGGGCCCAUAAGUCAACCUUCCCUAAUUCGAGUUAUCGUCUAAUUCUUAGCAUUAUUUUAUACCAGGGUCCAGUUUCUCAAAGACUUGUUAUUAUAACAAAUGAACAAUUUCUAUAACAAGUUUACUAUCAGCCAAUGAGAUUGAAGAAUUUCAGUAGCUUUUAACUGUUAUUGCAAAUUUGUUAUUAUUACAUGAAAUGGGCCUCAGAAUAUGCAAAAAAUGUGUUAUCAAUAUCUUCCAAGUCAGUCCACAUUCCUGUUGUAAUAAUGAUAAUACAUUUAGAGUAUGCCUUCUAUCUAGUUUCCUAUUCAGAGGCGCAGAGGGAAUUAUUACGCAGAAGGGGGGGGGGGAGAUUGUUAUUUGAAAUAUGAUGAGAAUAGAUAUGUCUGAGGUUGGCUUUGAAUGACUCUAUAGACUUGGCAUUGCAUAUCGUUGAAGAGAGUGCAUUCCACAAAGUAGGAGCACUAUUAGCAAAGAAGUUGAAAUUAGGAAGGGUCUUCUGUACAUGAAAAGAAAAAAGAUAUCCCAAUAUGAUAUCAAUGAUAUACAAAUAAAAACAAAUGAAAGAGGAAAUACACGAGAGAGAAAAUAAACUGAUAGUUUCAUCGAAAAUUUGAUAUAAAAUAAUUCGGCCAAAUCAUGGUUUAGGGAACUGCUCAUCAAUUUGUAAGUGCGGACUUGUGUACAAGUGAAUGGAGGUGGAAAUAGGUAACUGAUGUAUGUGACUGAAUAAAGCGCUGCUGUAUGAAGUGAACAGUGAUUCCCUGUUUCACAAUAAUACCACUAUAAUUUCUUUCUUUAUCCAGGAAGUUACAAACUAUUUUCAAUGUACCUUGCUAUGCCAUUUUACAUGUAAAUUUACAAGUAUGUAAAGAUGUGUAAAUGAAAUAAAAUCAUUUUUCAAUUUA
Molecule: messenger RNA, 5789 nt
Organism: Lytechinus pictus (painted urchin)
Lineage: Eukaryota; Metazoa; Echinodermata; Echinoidea; Temnopleuroida; Toxopneustidae
Product: pre-mRNA-splicing factor ATP-dependent RNA helicase DHX16-like
Exons: 3
Coding region: 30-521 (163 amino acids)
Cellular component (GO): catalytic step 2 spliceosome; intracellular anatomical structure
Molecular function (GO): RNA binding; helicase activity
Source: RefSeq, a predicted model, not a curated record